AUUUCCAUAAGCGAAAACCACAGGCACUUGAAACCAUAACAGCAUCAAUUAUGGCUACUAAACACUCUCUUCUAUUAUGGAUUCUUGUCUUCCUCGUAAGCUGGGUGCCUCCUACGAUAGCAGAUGAUGAUGAUAUCCCAUCAAACUUUAGCCGUGGUUAUUUUCCAGAUAGCUUCAUUUUCGGGUCUUCCACUUCUGCUUACCAGAUUGAAGGCGAUGCACUUGAAAAAGGCAGAGGACCUAGUGUAUGGGACAUAUUUUCCCAUACCCCAGGGAAGAUAUUGGAUAACAGCACUGGAGAUGUAGCAGAUGAUUUUUACGACAUCCACAAAGAAGAUAUUGAAAGAAUGAAGCAAAUGGGUUUAAAUGCUUCUAGAUUCUCCAUUUCAUGGUCCAGAGUAGUACCUAGUGGAAGGGUAUGGGAAGGAGUGAAUCAGCAAGGAAUUGAAUUUUACAACAAUAUUAUCGAUGAAACUAUAGCAAAAGGUCUUGAGCCUUUUGUAACUAUUUUCCAUUGGGAUACUCCUCAAGCCCUGCAGGAUAAGUAUGGUGGCUUUUUAAGUCCUAAUAUUGUGGACGAUUUUCGUGACUAUGCGGAUCUUCUCUUUGAAAAUUUUGGUGAUCGAGUGAGGUAUUGGAUGACUUUAAAUAAUCCAUGGGCUGUCAUUGAAUAUGGCUAUGAUGAAGGUAUCUACGCCCCUGGUCGAUGCUCAUCUUGGCUGAAUCAUAAUUGCAGUGCUGGAGACUCAGCCACUGAACCUUACAUAGUUGCCCAUCAUUUACUCCUUUCUCAUGCUGCAGCUGUACAAGUAUAUAGAGAGAAGUACCAAUACCAGGGAAAACGAAAAGGCGAGAUCGGGAUAACACUCUUUGCCUUUUGGUAUGAACCUAUAUCCAACAAAACUGAAGAUAGGGAAGCAGCAAAAACCGCCCUUGAUUUUAUGUUUGGAUUGUUUAUGGAGCCUAUGACAAAUGGUUGGUAUCCAAGGAGCGUGCAAAGGCUAGUUGGAGAUAGAUUGCCAAAAUUUACUGACAGAGAAUCUCAAUUACUUAAAGGAUCUUAUGAUUUUAUUGGAUUACAAUACUAUUCAUCUUAUUAUGCAAAAGCAAAUGCUACUACUGAUCCAAAUCAUACUAGAUACAAAACGGAUAGCCAUGUUAAUGUAACAGCUUAUGAUGAAGAUGGUCUACCCAUUGGUCCAAGGGCUUACUCACCAUGGCUUUACAUUUACCCGAAAGGCAUUCGAUAUCUUUUAAACUACACCAAAGAUAGAUAUAAUGAUCCAGUAAUUUACAUUACUGAAAAUGGGGUGGAUGCGUACAAUAACAAAAGCCAAACUGAGCAGCAAGUGGCUAAGGAUGAUUUCAGGAUAAAUUAUCAUAAAGAACAUAUGUGGAAUGCGCUUGGAUCCAUUAAGGAUUACAAUGUUAGUGUCAAAGGUUACUUUGUGUGGUCAUUUUUGGACAACUUCGAAUGGAAUAUGGGUUAUACUUCAAGAUUUGGUUUGCACUAUGUAGACGAUAGCUUGAGAAGAUACCCCAAGGAUUCAGCUAUUUGGUUCUGCCGAUUCCUAACAAUUGUGCUUCGCAAAGGUGAUUGUGAACUGAAUCCAUACAACAGCUCUUCCUCAGAGGUCACUACUGCUCAAUUCUAGUGACCUUGUGUUGUAAUAAAACUUGUAAUGAUCCCAUGUAAUUCCCUAUGUGAAUUUCGUCUCCUGUUGGUUUUUGAUGUGAUAAUAAGCUGUCUAAUGCAUACUUAUGUACUAGUAUUGUGCCUUUGAAAUAAAAAAUAAUAAAUUGUGUUAUUUUCGUAAAA
Messenger RNA from Hevea brasiliensis (rubber tree), 1819 nucleotides. RefSeq names its product beta-glucosidase 12. The coding region runs from base 51 to 1655 and encodes 534 amino acids. Gene Ontology annotation, biological process: carbohydrate metabolic process. The record is from RefSeq and is a predicted model, not a curated record. NCBI's taxonomy places the organism in Eukaryota, Viridiplantae, Streptophyta, Magnoliopsida, Malpighiales, Euphorbiaceae. The transcript is spliced from 13 exons. Gene Ontology annotation, molecular function: beta-glucosidase activity.